GUCUCUCUCUCCUCCCUUUUAAAAGUCUUUCUUCUCCAUUUUAGAGAGAGAAACCGCAAGAUUCUGGUACACACACAUAUUGUUAUCUCUCUUUCUAGAUACGAGCAAAGGAAGAAGAAACGAGCAAGAGUUGUUUUCGAUUCUCUUGAAAUGCAGACAAGAACAGUUCAAGUAAUCAAUGUAUCGGAUCUGGCUACUGAAAGAGAGAUUCAUGAGUUUUUCUCAUUUUCUGGAGAUAUAGAGCAUGUUGAGAUUUGGCGGGAUUUAAGUCAGUCGAAGACUGCUUUUGUUACGUUUCGAGAUCCAAAAGCUCUUGAAAUUGCUUUGUUGUUAUCGGGUGCAACUAUUGUAGACAAAAUUGUUACAAUUAUUGCAGUAGAAAAUCAUGUACCAAUGACACAGACGGUAGAAACAGUAAUUGAUGUUACAGAAGCAACAUCUGGUAAUAGUUCACCAAUGGCUGAGGAGAAGAGUGGUUCACCGAAAACAGGAAGAGUAUAUGUAUCGAAAGCUCAAGAUGUUGUAUCGAACAUAAUGGCGAAAGGUUCAGCAAUUGGACAAGAUGCGAUGAAUAAGGCGAGAGCGUUUGAUGAAAAGCACAAACUAAGAGCUAAUGCAUCUGCUAAAGUGAUAUCUUUUGAUAAGAAAGUUGGGCUUACAGAAAAGCUAACGGUUGGCAUAGCAGUAGUUAAUGAGAAGGUGAAAUCUGUAGAUCAGAAGCUUCAAGUAUCAGAUAAGACAAUGGCAGCAAUAAUGGCUGCAGAGAGAAAGAUAAAUAAUACUGGAUCAGCAGUGAAAUCAAGCAGAUAUGUUACUGCAGGAACAUCUUGGUUAAAUGGUGCUUUCAGUAGAGUGGCUAAGGCUGGUCAAGUUGCUGGUGUAAAGACACGAGAAAAGUGGAAUUUGGCUGUUUCAAAUGUGACAGCAAAGCAGGAUCCACCAAUUGCUGUGUAGACAGAGUUUCAAGAAAAGCAAUAUUAUUAGUAAGGUGUUCAGUUUCUUCUUAUUAUUAUCUUUGUGUAAACAUUAGCUAUAUAAUGGUAAUGGGUGUGUAUUCAUUUCAAAGAAUUUCAGACUCAAGUUGUUGUGAUUUGCAUGCAUUUGGGUGUAGGUAUAUUUUUUGUUCUACAAAUUAAGACCUCUCUUGUGUAGUAGUAGUGUAAUUUUUCGAUUCGUUAGUUCGUUUGUAAUAGUCAAAUUUCUAUUUUUUUGAACACACAAGAGUGUUGUAAUGAUUUCUUAUUCAAGCCAUUUGUCUCGUCUA
Impatiens glandulifera is the source of this 1264-nucleotide messenger RNA. Its product is annotated as binding partner of ACD11 1. NCBI's taxonomy places the organism in Eukaryota, Viridiplantae, Streptophyta, Magnoliopsida, Ericales, Balsaminaceae. The record is from RefSeq and is a predicted model, not a curated record. The transcript is spliced from 8 exons. The coding region runs from base 151 to 954 and encodes 267 amino acids. Gene Ontology annotation, molecular function: RNA binding.